AUGGACAUAGAUUUCAUAUACCUGCUUUGCCUGGGGCUGUGCUUGUGCUAUGGAGAUGAGGAAGAGAAUGAGGAACUUCCCAGGCCUUCCAUCAGUGCCUGGCCCAGCUCUGUGGUCAGAUGCAAAAGUAACGUCACUCUCCGAUGCUGGACUCAUUUCCAGAACGUUACAGUUACUCUGGGAAAGUUGCACAACUCUGGGUACCAGCAGGAGCUAAGAUCAGUGGCAAAGGAGGCUGAGUUCCACCUCACUCACGUGCAGCCUGAAGAUGCUGGGGGCUAUUUCUGUGCUUACAAGACAGCAGCCUCCCAAAGGUGGUCAGCACGGAGUCAGCACCUACAGCUGGUGGUCACAGGCAGUGAGCACAUGAUUGGAGCAUCUGUGAUCACAAUACUCAGGAAGAGGACAAUGGAGUGGGAGGAAGUGGAGGAAAUUUCCCCCGACCAUCAAACAGCAAACUCAUCAUCCUUACCACCUUCAGCUGCCUCUGCAUCUCUCUCCUCUUUGUCUCCAUCUACUUUAUCUACAGAUGCACUCAGCAAGAGGACAUGGAUUUGGUUCUCACCACCUACACUGACUGGGUCCAGCUCCAGAGGAUAUGAUGCUCUCUUCCAGCCUCUUUGGGCAAAUGAACUUAGACAGAAGACCAAUGCUUGGGUUCCAGUACCUACAUCUGAUGGCUCACAACUACCUGUAACUCCAGUUCCAUGGGCAGAGACUGAUGGUUCAUUUACCAGUCACCCUCACGCGAAAUGA
Molecule: messenger RNA, 756 nt
Organism: Arvicola amphibius (Eurasian water vole)
Lineage: Eukaryota; Metazoa; Chordata; Mammalia; Rodentia; Cricetidae
Product: T-cell-interacting, activating receptor on myeloid cells protein 1
Exons: 7
Coding region: 1-756 (251 amino acids)
Cellular component (GO): plasma membrane
Source: RefSeq, a predicted model, not a curated record